Drosophila montana is the source of this 1652-nucleotide messenger RNA. RefSeq names its product Ribosome production factor 2-like protein Non3 (gene Non3). The record is from RefSeq and is a predicted model, not a curated record. The transcript has 4 exons. Gene Ontology annotation, cellular component: nucleolus; cytoplasm. Bases 74 to 1567 code for a protein of 497 amino acids. Gene Ontology annotation, biological process: cytoplasmic translation; tRNA methylation; ribosomal large subunit assembly. Gene Ontology annotation, molecular function: rRNA binding; tRNA methyltransferase activity. Lineage: Eukaryota; Metazoa; Arthropoda; Insecta; Diptera; Drosophilidae.
AUUAACUUUUUGUCGUGAUCUUGGACAAUAUAUAAAUAUAAAAUAUAUAAACAUUGCUUGAUAUAAUAUUAAUAUGGGUAAAUCAUCAAAGGAUAAGCGAGACAUUUUUUACCGAUUAGCAAAGGAGCAGGGAUGGCGCGCCAGAAGUGCAUUCAAACUGCUUCAAGCGGACGAAACGUUUAAUUUACUAGAGGGCGUAACACGUGCUGUUGAUUUGUGCGCUGCCCCUGGUGGCUGGUCACAGGUUCUGUCCAAGCGCAUGUACGAGCCGCGUACGCCCGAAGAACGGGAGCAGGUGAAGAUCAUUGCAGUGGACAUGCAGGGCAUGGCACCCAUUGAUGGGGUCACACAGUUGCGCGAAGACAUUACCAAAGAGUCAACAGCGGAGGCAAUUAUUAAGUUCUUUGAUGGCAAAAAGGCGCAACUGGUUGUCAGCGAUGGGGCUCCAGAUGUCACGGGCAUGCACGAUUGGGAUGCCUAUAUGCAGGCGCAGCUCUUAUUAUCAGCUCUGAGCAUUUCGACCUACAUCCUCGAAGAGGGCGGUGCGUUUAUGGGCAAGGUGUAUCGAGCAGCCAACACCAGUGGCGUCUACUUGCAGCUGCAGCGCUUCUUUAAGGAUGUGUGCCUCUUCAAGCCAUCCGCAUCGCGCAACUCCAGCAUUGAAGCAUUUGUAGUAUGUCGACAAUUCACCAUGCCCGAGGGUCAUGUGCCAUGCAAUCUGAUUUUAGAAUGGUUUGAUAAGCCCGAUGAGGCGUUGAGAAACAUCUCAGGAAUAGUAGAUUAUAACGUCGUACACUUGCCAUUUGUGGCACACCAAUGCGAAUAUGAUGCGGAUCUCAGCUACGAAUUGGAUGAGAAUUAUAAGCAUCAAGACGCUGUACAAAAGCCCUUGACCGCCGCCUACACUGAAGUGCUGGAGAAAACCCGAAACAUAUCCCUUAAAUACAACUCCUACAUUGUGCGUCAUGACGAAGAGAGCAUAAAGCGUUAUCAGGCAAUUGCCGAAUUUAAAACGGAGAAGAUUGGCGCCUGUGUCAAGCCCUGUCUGGUAUUUAACGGCCCGAAAUGGGCUCAAACGGAGGAGUUACGUCGUCUGCGUAGUUUGUUUAUUGACAUGUUUCACCGCGAAAAGGUCGAGUCCAUACGGCUACAAGGCGUGGAGCAUGUGCUUAGCUUCACGGUCACCGACGAUAUGAGUGUUCUGAUGCGUUCUUAUAAGAUAUUGCUAAAGAAGUCUGGUCAAAAGACGCCACGUAUCGAGCUGGAAGAGAUCGGACCAUCGGCUGAUUUCUCCAUUCGUCGCACCAAAAUUGCCUCUGAAGAUCUGUACAAACUGGCCAGAAAACAGCCCAAGCAGCUGAGAGUUACCAAAAAGAAGAAUAUGAGCACAGAUGCGCUGGGCAAUACAAAGGGACGCGUGCAUUUGGGCAAGCAACAAACGGGCUCAAUACAGACGCGUCGUGUGAAAGCCCUCAAGAAGUCGCCUGAGGAAAAGCGCACUGAUCGCCAGAAAAAGAAGGUGGCACUUAAAGCGGCCGCAGCUGAGGCUUUGGCGGCAACCGAUUGAGUCACAAGCAGUUGCUUUAGGUUUUAGUUAGUUGUAGUUGCAAUAAAUUGGUCCAGCUUAAAAUAUAGUUAAUAUCUUGACUUAA